AUGGGCGUGCGCAACUGCCUCGACGGCAAUACUAUGUCAGGACAACGCGAUAUCCCCCUUGAACUCGGGGGGCAGCCCGAGGAGCAGCCACCUUUGGAGGCCUCGGGGGCAGCUGCCCCCGGUGCUGGGCCUGGCGCAGCCGAAGGGAUGGAGACCCAGCCGCCUGGCAGCGAGCCCGUCCCCACAGAGACUGAAGGCGAGGCCUGCGGCCCUUCAGAGGUCUCCAGGCCCAGCUUCCAGGGCCUCGGCAAAGCCGACGAGGAAGCCAGAGCCCAUGGAAGCUACAGCCCACCUCCCGAGGAAGCCAUGCCCUUCGAGGUGGGGCAGCCCAGCUUGGGAGGCUCCUGGCCGACCCUGGAGCAGCCCAGAGAGGCCAAUGUGGCCCCUGCAGGCCUCGAGGCCUUCAGCCCAGGGCCCGUGGAGGCCAGAGCCCUCGGGGAGGCCGGGCCAGGCCUGGGAGGCUACAGCCCCCCACCCGAGGAAGCCAUGCCCUACGAGUCUGAGCCGCCUGCCGGCAGAGAUCGCAGCCACCCUCUCCUGGAGGUCUCAGACCUCGCUCCAGGAGGCCCGAGGGUGGGGGUCCCUCGCGCUCCCCCCGAGGAGCCCGGAGCCCUCAGACCUGCCGACGCGGGCUUCAGAGGAGGCAGCCCUCCCCCUGAGGAGGCUAUGCCAUUUGACUUUGAUGGAGCAGCCUUCGGGGACGACAGCCCACCCCCUGGGCUCCCCCGAGCUAACCUACAAAUCGACGACGGUGGCGGCAGCCAGUUCGCGGCAGUCGCGGAGCCGAGUGCGGUCCUCCUCGCUCCCGCCGCGAACGAGCCCCCCCUCCGGGUCCCAGGCGCCAUCGGCAGCGCAUCCCGAGAGGCUGUCAGAUCUGUUCCACACUUCGUGGGCAACAGCCCCCCGAUGGAGAUCGCCGGACCCCCACUCGAGAUUGGCAGCGCCCCCGUUGGGGUCCACAACGCUCCCGUCAACAUGGACAGCCCCCCAAUCGCGCUUGACGGACCGCCCAUCGAGGUCUCCGGAGCCCCAGUUAAGAGAGAGCGAGCAGAGGGAGAGAGACCCCCAGUCGAGGGCGAAGCAGCUGAGAUGGAAGGAAGCUCAGCCAACUCAGCCGCCGGCGCCGCCACCGCCGCGGAGGGACGCCAAGUCCCCUCUCCGGGAGAUGGAGCUUCUGCCGCCGGGGCCGCUCCAGACGCCGGGGCCGCUCCCGCCGCCCCAGCAGCCCCAGCCGCGCCUGCAGCCCGGGCAGCCCCUGCCGCCUCCAACGUUCCAGCCGCUGGGGCCGCCCCAGUCGCCCCAGCCAUGCCUGCUGCCCGGGCAGCCCCAGCCGCGCCUGUCGCCUGGGCAGCCCCAGCUGCCGGAGCCCGCCCCAAGCUCCAUUCCCUCAGACCCCCCAGCCCCGAGAUCCAGGCUGCCGAUCCGCCUACUCCGCAGCCUCCGCGCGCGUAUGCCUGGCGGGGCAGGUCCGAGCGCGGCCGCGACUACGACGAAGGGUCGGUCAGCAGCAGCGAUGAGUCCGACGAUGGGACCUUCGGAUGCUCCCGCUGCUUCCAGCCCCGGCGAAAUCGCCGCCGCCGAAAGCCGCAGCGUAACUUGCUCCGCAACUUCCUCGUGCAAGCUUUCGCGGGCUGCUUCGGCCGAUCUGAGAGCGCCGAGCCCAGAGCCCCGCGCGGCCCCAAGGUCAAGAAGAUUCCUCUGGCGGAGAAGCGCAGACAGAUGCGCAAGGAAGCCCUGGAGCAGCGCGCUCAGAAGCGCGCGGAGAAGAAGCGCAGCAAGCUCAUCGACAAGCAGCUCCAGGACGAGAAGAUGGGCUACAUGUGUACGCACCGCCUGCUGCUUCUAGGGAGGAAAGUGGUGCCGUACAACACUGAGGGUCGUUUCCAGCUGGACAAACCAGCGCCAGCGACCAUAAGACGACCCCGAGUCCUGGGGUGGGGGACGGCCAGGAAGGCGGGGGCCUCAGGUGCUGGAGAGUCUGGUAAAAGCACCAUCGUGAAGCAAAUGAGGAUCCUGCAUGUUAAUGGGUUUAAUGGAGAGGGCGGCGAAGAGGACCCGCAGGCUGCCAGGAGCAACAGCGAAGGUGAGAAGGCCACCAAGGUGCAGGACAUCAAAAACAACCUGAAGGAGGCCAUUGAAACCAUUGUGGCCGCCAUGAGCAACCUGGUGCCCCCCGUGGAGCUGGCCAACCCUGAGAACCAGUUCCGAGUGGACUACAUCCUGAGUGUGAUGAACGUGCCCGACUUUGAUUUCCCUCCCGAGUUCUACGAACACGCCAAGGCUCUGUGGGAGGAUGAGGGGGUGCGUGCCUGCUACGAGCGCUCCAACGAGUACCAGCUGAUCGACUGCGCCCAGUACUUCCUGGACAAGAUUGACGUCAUCAAGCAGGCUGACUACGUCCCCAGCGACCAGGACCUGCUUCGCUGCCGCGUCCUGACUUCUGGAAUCUUUGAAACCAAGUUCCAGGUGGACAAAGUCAACUUCCACAUGUUCGACGUGGGCGGCCAGCGCGACGAGCGCCGCAAGUGGAUCCAAUGCUUCAAUGACGUGACUGCCAUCAUCUUCGUGGUGGCCAGCAGCAGCUACAACAUGGUCAUUCGCGAGGACAACCAGACCAACCGCCUGCAGGAGGCUCUGAACCUCUUCAAGAGCAUCUGGAACAACAGAUGGCUGCGCACCAUCUCUGUGAUUCUGUUCCUCAACAAGCAAGACCUGCUCGCUGAGAAAGUCCUUGCUGGAAAAUCGAAAAUUGAGGACUACUUUCCAGAAUUCGCUCGCUACACUACUCCUGAGGAUGCUACUCCCGAGCCCGGAGAGGACCCACGCGUGACCCGGGCCAAGUACUUCAUCCGCGAUGAGUUUCUGAGAAUCAGCACUGCCAGCGGGGAUGGGCGCCACUACUGCUACCCCCACUUCACCUGCGCCGUGGACACCGAGAACAUCCGCCGCGUGUUCAACGACUGCCGCGACAUCAUCCAGCGCAUGCACCUCCGUCAGUAUGAGCUGCUCUAAGAAGGGAACCCCCAAAUUUAAUUCAAGCCUUAAGCACAAUUAAUUAAAAUGAAACGUAAUUGUACACGCAGUUAAUCACCCACCAUAGGGCAUGAUUGACAACGCACCCUUUCCUUUCCCCCUUGAGUGAUUUUGCGAAACCCCCUUCUCCCUUUCCGCUUGCUUAAAUAUUCCAAAUUUAGAAAGCUUAAGGCGGCCUUCAGAUAAAAAGAAAAAAAAGGCCACAAUGGUUCCCUCUCUCUUUAAGUAAUUGAAAUAACAGCAGCAAACAGAAAUAAAGAAAUGAAUUAAAUGAAAUAUUGUCUUGUGCAGCAUUAAAAAUCAAUAAAAAUUAAAUGU
Molecule: messenger RNA, 3351 nt
Organism: Pteronotus mesoamericanus
Lineage: Eukaryota; Metazoa; Chordata; Mammalia; Chiroptera; Mormoopidae
Gene: GNAS
Product: GNAS complex locus
Exons: 14
Coding region: 1-3012 (1003 amino acids)
Biological process (GO): sensory perception of chemical stimulus; adenylate cyclase-activating dopamine receptor signaling pathway
Cellular component (GO): heterotrimeric G-protein complex
Molecular function (GO): G-protein beta/gamma-subunit complex binding; ionotropic glutamate receptor binding; corticotropin-releasing hormone receptor 1 binding
Source: RefSeq, a predicted model, not a curated record